UACAGAGAUGGUCAGCCAACACGCGAUGGCCACCACCGUUCGCAAAGUCAAGCAGGAGAAUCGUCUGAGGCGACAGAAUCAGAGCCAAGAUGAGGAGGGGCUCUAUAAACCAGUACCGCCACCGAAACCGGUGCCGAACAAUCAGAAGAACCAGAACGACCAGCAGGAGAGCAGGGUGCAGACGGUAGCCGAGCUGUCGUCGCGGACGACUUCCGGCAUAGAUAGAAACGCCACGCUGGACGACAGUCAGCUUCGAAGUUCCGGGCAGAACCUUGCACCGGACUACAGGAUGCCACCGCUCUACGGGGACGAACAGAGCUCAAGUCAGACUCAACAGGCAGCCAAUCUACAGACGCACAGCAGCAAGUUUCCGAUAGAACGGGAGGUAGUAUUGUCGUCGGGAGACAAGAAUUCGAAGAUCCCUAUUCUUCAUGAGUACAAACAAAGAACUGCCGGAAGAGUCGCUAUUGCGCCGGAUGCACCCAUCAAGCAACAGGCCUGGGUUCAAGAGGGAGGUCAGAUGCAGGAGGCGAGACAGGAGGGUCAAGCGCGGAGUUAUCAUCCCCCGGAAUCUUACGCGUCGACGUCGUCCGCGCCGUCGUCGAGGACGACGAAGAUCGACGAAGAAAAGAGCAAGUCCCUCUCGAGGACCUAUCACACGAUCAAGGACAUGAUAUCGAGCCGUUUCGGGCAGAGUCGCAAGGACGCUGAACCGGAACCGGAGGCCAGCUUGAACAACGUCACGGAGGAAUUGCGGAAGUCCAGCAGGAGCAUCGACGAGGAGGAGGCGAAGAAGAAGGAGGGGAUUUAUGGGAAACCGCGGGCACAGGAACCUUCCGUAAAUAUACAGCAGUAUCCGAAGAAUGCUUGCGGUCAAUAUGGACACUCGUAUAGUUACCUGAGCAAUCAGCAGAACGUACCGCUUCCUGGACAACUUCAGCCAACGUCACAGGUCCAACCCAAUUUGCCGGGGCAAAGUGCUCAGCUACACGUGACGCAUCACACUCCGCCUGGAGGGGUUCAAACGGUCCAUCAAACUCAAGUUCCCAGUUUCGGGCAAUCAGCGACAGGUGGCCAACAGGUGCAAAAUGUUACGAGGGAAUACGUUGUUCAGGGACCAUCUGGAUUGCCGAGUCAGCAAUUGCAUCAAGGACUGCAUCAGAAUACUCAGAGCCAGGGUCAAGGGACGCAGGUUCAGAAGCCUCUGGGCCUGCCCAUGCAGCAGCACCAAGUGACAAACGCGAUGCAACCGACGAGUCAGACCUUCCAAAGUCCCCAGCAGCUGUUGCACCAGAACCAGAACCACCAUCAGAGUCCCAGGUUCGCCCAGCAGCACGCGCAGAACAUGCACCAGCGGCAACUGAUCCAACAGCUGCACCAGCAGCAACUGGCCGGUCAGCAGGGCAGCCAAACAGGCGUCAGGAACGUGCAACAGAGCUACUUCUCGAACAACGUGUCCUACCAACAGUACCAGCAAGCUAGACAAGCCAUGUCCAGGUCACAAAUAGACCUGCCAAGCACCUCGAGGCAGACGCAGGAGCUCAGGCUCUCCGGGCAAGAGGUCUACUAUCACUAUGCUCAGGGUCGACCCAAGUACGGCGUUCCCCAGGUGUACAUGAAGACCGACUGCAACCAGGAGAUCGAGUUCCAGCAACGGAACUCGACGAAGGGGAUCGAGAAGGCCGCCUCCCAGCCGCAACUCUGCUACGAGGACGAACGGUUGACGGAUCCACCGAGGAACACCGUCGAUCCCAUGAAGGCGCUCACGGUGGACCCGUUGGACAAGGAAAGGUACGAGAUCAUGGUUGAGAACCACGGACUAGGGGAGUUUGGGAGGACCGAUUCACAGAGGAAGGAGGAGUACAGGUUGGAGAGCUUCGCCAUUCGCAGAGACGAGACCGUCAGGUGCUCCAAGAGGGACCAAGAGCCUGUGGGUGUUGGCCAAGAGAGUCAGGAAUUAGAAGGUUCCUCCGUUCAGAAAAGGAUCGAGGAAUUGCAGAAAAGAGUCGAGGAGAAUCAUUACGGGUCCAAGGCGUCCAAAGAGGCCGCGGAAGCGGACGCGACGACGAGAAGCUCGUCCGGUUUGAAGAUCGGGAACGUGGAGGGAUCGAAACGGGUCGAGAAUCAAUACGCGAAGGAUUCGGUUGUGAAAUCGGAGAUUAAGAAAGACGAGCUGGAACACGGGAUCGGACGGUUGAAGAUACAGAAUCAGGGAUCCGGCUCGGAUUACGACAAAGCUGGCCAGAGUUCCUCCAAUGUUGACUCGGGGAGGGGAUCCGCUGUUUAUUCUAGCGGACGGCGCCCCCCGCCGGAGGAUCAAACGCAUCCGCCAGUGCAAGACUCCGAGUGGGUGGAUAUCGUGGAAUCCGAGCUGAGGAGCAUUCUGGAACCGAGGGACGUCCCAGCAAUGGCGCACUCGACGUUGUCCGAAAGCGUGUCGUCGGUAACGCCACCUCUGCCGCCGCUCUCGCCCCACGAGAGUCCCAGAACAUCGAGAAAUCGAUACUCGGCGAGCUUACCAUACGGGUCGAAACCUAAUUACAGCGAUUACAGCAAGGCCAUGGAGAAAAGGGGGUUCUCGGGCAGCUCGAAGCAUCGCGGUGUCUCGACUUCGAAGAAGGAAGCUGCAAAAAAGUUUUCUCAUCUUUUCGGCGUGGAGGCCGCCGAUCUGACCUCGACCACCACUGGGCUCGAUCUGGACUCCAUGUUGGACAGAAGCGACUCCGACUUGAGCACCAACGACGCCAGGACGAUUAGGAAGCAGCUCGAGGGCUUAGAAAAUAUGUACAGCGAGGUAUUGAAAUUGUUGGGCGGAAGCGUGAAGAAGAGACGGAAGGCCAGGGGCCUGAUCAGUUACGGUUCCGUAUCUUCGCUGCCAACGUCGUCCGUUUCGUCCAGGCCCGUCACGAGGCAUCACGAUAAACGUAGAUCGCACGCGAUCGACGACAGGAUGAAGAAAGCCAAAGACAUCAAGAGCAUUAACAAACGUUUUCAACGAUUAGAAUCUCACGUAGUUACGCUCGCCAGGUCCGUGGCGCACCUGAGCUCGGAGAUGAGGACGCAGCACUUGAUGAUACAGGAAAUGGAAAACAUAAGGGGCGAGAUUGCUGCUCUGAGGACGCAAACGAGCAUGGCAAUGGUGAGGUCGCAAUCCCAGCCGCUGAUCAAAGAUUCCGAGCUGCCAGCCCUGUCCAAUCCUUCGAGGGUGAAGAAGCUCACCAAGUUCUUCGGUACAGAACCGCCGCUCAUCAGAUUGUUCCUGAGGGAACUUGGGUAUGAGAAAUACGCGACUGCAUUCGAGAAGGAAAAGGUCGGAAUGGUGGAGCUUCCCUACUUAAGCGAAGAGAGGCUGCAAAAGAUGGGGGUUCCCUUGGGACCGAGGCUAAGAAUCCUCCAGGAAGCAAGGAUAUCGGUGUGCAAGGAUCCAAUUUACGUCGUAUGAGUCUCGAAGAAAUAAAAAUAAUAGGAGAAAAGAGGAACGUCUCUCGAAUCCUACAGAAACGAACAACAAAAGGCACAAAAGUAAUUUAGGAAUUUGUGUGUUGUUGUUUUACCAAAAGGAGAUGUAAAAUAUUAAAUAUUGUGCUCGGGUUGGGUUUGGAGUUCGUUCCCGCGAGUAAAAAUUGUUAAAUGCAAGAAAAAAAAAGAGCAACCUUCCAAAUAAAUAUGAUUUACUUAGGAGCAAUUAAGAAGAAGACAAAGAAGUUUUUAAGGUUAGGAUUUUAAGAGGCACGCGAAUGAAAGAGAACUUGGAAAAUGUAUUCAAGUCGUGUGGACAACCCCGGGGCCUCGAAUUAUAUAUAAUAAAUAGCAAAUUGUUUAAGUUUUACGCGUGUAUGUGUGUGUAGAAGUCCCCCAAAAUGUUCGAAAGACGAGAGAACAUCCUCCUCUCGAGGAUAAUAGAAAUUACGUAGGGAAAACUUUUCGAAAUGUUUUUUUGAAGAUAUCGUUAGGUACGUUUUUUUUUUUUUUGUUCAAUUUCGUAUCUAUAAUUUAUUAUAAAUUAUUAACAAGCUCUGAACAUCAUUAUGUUGUACCAACAUAAAGGUAAACCAGACGUUUAAUUAUAAA
Molecule: messenger RNA, 4071 nt
Organism: Colletes gigas
Lineage: Eukaryota; Metazoa; Arthropoda; Insecta; Hymenoptera; Colletidae
Exons: 14
Coding region: 8-3442 (1144 amino acids)
Molecular function (GO): protein binding
Source: RefSeq, a predicted model, not a curated record